AUGUUUUCUGUCUCUGUACCGCCCAUCUCCGUGGGCUCCAACGUAUUCUUCGCAAUCGCCCUAUUCUUGAUCUCCGCUCUUGUGCUACUUCUCCUGCGACGAUUCCUGACCUUGCGCGCCACCCCGGGCUAUUUAAUCGUCCCUAUAUUCUUGGCAUUAGCCCUGCCCGCAAGUGUCGUGCUCCUCGUCCCCAUUGAUCUAGCGUCGAGUUCGCGAGAUGGCUCCGGCCCCAAGGCAAUUUGGUUACCAGAGCGAAUGGUCCUCGUGUGCUGGCGUAUCGCAUACUGGUUGAUCUUCGUCCUGACCUGGGCUAUCCUGCCAUUGCUCGGCGAAUAUGUCGACUCCGGUUACCGUGACCCGAAAGGUCGCCUUAUGUACUCCCUCCGCUCGAACGCUCAAUACCAGCUGAUUUGUCUGGCCUGUGCCAUCGUGGGAUUGGUCUAUGUCUCUAUCUCGAACGGAUUCGAGUUCACCUCCAUCAAGGGUCUGAUCAUGGCCUUGGCAUAUGUAUGGGGUCUGGUACUUGCCAUCUAUCUCAUGGGCCACGGUCUGGUUUCUAUCCCGCGCAAUCUUCUCCGCAACUCCAACGUCAGCGGUCGACUGCGAAGGAUCCAGGCCCAUGCGCCUAAAAUCCACGACCGCUUGAUGGAUUCGGUGAACGAGCUGGAAAAUCUCAACGGCCAGGUCACUUUGUUGCAACGCCGCAAGACUGGGACUGCUCGUGAUUUCCAGGAGUGGAUCGAAGAACUCAGGGAAGGCCAUGGUCAGCCAGACGUGCGGGCACCAAUCCUGGAGGCCCCCGAAAGCUCUGCUACGAUUCCUUCCGUUAUCACCGAACGCUAUUUGGCCGACCUCACCCGACGACUCCAGCGUGCGCGGCAUAUGAAGGCUCGGUUUGUAGAUGAGUGGGAUCGCACGGUCCAACUCUCUGCCGAUCUCCAAGCCAUCAUCGACUCUGCCGCCUCAAAGAAGCUCGAGUUCCCUCCUGCUCCGCGUCGGUCUUCAUUGAUGCCUCGCGUAAAGGUCCUCACGCCUUACAUGCGGUACCAAGUUUACUCCAACGUCAUCCCCUCGGUUCGAUUGGCAUUCGGCGCGUUUUUCGCACUCGUAUCGGCUUGUAUCGUUUGGUCUGAAUUAAUCAAAUCCCUAGCACCACACCUUUCUGCUGUGAGUUUGACGGUGGUUCCCAAUUGGAAGAACCAGCCCGUUGGCUUUGGGGGUCAGUUCGUCGCCUCUGCCUGGCUACUAUACAUGUGUUCGGCGGCUAUGGUUGGCAUCAGUGAUGUCAAGGUAUGGGGCAACCGAGCACUGGUCCGCCGCAACACUUACGGCGAAAGUGCUUGCUGGUAUGCUGGUCUUGUGGCUCGAUUGACGGUCCCAAUUGCGUACAACUUCUUGACUUUCUUGCCCAAGGAGUUCCGACGGACCACAACUUUCUACGAGUUCCUUGGUAAACUGAUCAACCUGACCCCCUUGGGCAAAGGCUUUGAUUUCAUCUUCCCCAUACUCAUCCUACUACCCAUCUGUGCGACCUUGUUCAACCUGUACGGGCGCAUCAAAAACAUCUUCGGAUGCGGACUCGCCGAGGAUGACGAUGUCCACGACGUUGAAAACAACCCCGCCGGCUAUGGUAUGGGUGGAUGGCGCGAGGGACGUGAUCUGAUUGAGCGCGAAUUGAAUGGUUUCGGCUCCUUGGCGGUGUCCUCCCGUGGCAGCCGCUCCACCUGGGCCUCAGAUCGCGACGACGAAGGUUCCCCCGGCUCGUCUCGACUACGCGUUCCAGUCGCGGAGGGAUCACGUUCUCCCCAGUCUAACCAGCGGGCAGUUUCUGCUCCAACGAUUGUAGAUGGCGAAGAAGAUGAAGAAGAGAACUUCUUCCAGUCGUUCGCCCAUCGGGUGAAAAACACAUUUGAAACCACCAACACUCCUCGGUGGUUCCAGGGUGAGCCCUUCCGGCUUCCUCGCUGGAUGUCGAAUGAGAACAAUACCACAGAGGAAGCUGGUGUGUUUAGUGGCCGGGCUGUGCCUGGUCGCCUGCGUCUUGGUUAG
Molecule: messenger RNA, 2049 nt
Organism: Penicillium salamii
Lineage: Eukaryota; Fungi; Ascomycota; Eurotiomycetes; Eurotiales; Aspergillaceae
Source: the annotation of a GenBank genome assembly